Messenger RNA from Danaus chrysippus (African queen), 3585 nucleotides. Lineage: Eukaryota; Metazoa; Arthropoda; Insecta; Lepidoptera; Nymphalidae. The record is from the annotation of a GenBank genome assembly.
UUGCAAGUUUCAAACUUGCAGGUCGUUCCCGGCACCAUCAGACUGGAGGCGCUACGUCGCCACUCGCGGCAGAUAGCCGCGCGGCGCGUGCGUCGUGUUCAGUUCACCGAACGAGAACGAGAUGGCGCUCGGGGCGACGGUGCCGAGAGCGGAGGCUCCGAGAUGUCGGGCGGCAGCGGCGACCGUGAUCGUGACCGGCGCCCUUCCACCUGCCGCGUGGAGAUGGGCGCGCUGCUGGCACCCGAGCCACGGCCGCCUGACCACAAAGUUAAGCGACACAGUAUACAUGGGAUGACAGAGGAAGAAAAUGUAGUGCGGCCUCAUCAAGAAAUGGCCGUGCUCUCGCUCGAAGAGAAGAAAUAUCUGUUGGGGGUCGAGCGUGGAGACGUGGCAGGAACAAGGCGUGUUUUACAACGAGCUCGGGACACAGGGCAUAUUAAUGUAGACUGUGUGGACCCUUUGGGCCGCAGUGCACUCCUCAUGGCUAUUGACAACGAGAAUCUAGAGAUGGUUGAGCUGCUUCUGGAGUUUGGAGUUGAAACAAGAGAUGCGUUGCUACACGCUAUAUCGGAGGAAUUCGUUGAAGCGGUCGAAGCUCUCCUAGACCACGAAGAACGAACACGAAAGCCGGGAGAAUUACAUAGUUGGGAAGCUCUACCUCCGGAGACGGCCACCUUCACGUCAGAUAUCACACCACUAAUACUGGCAGCACACCGUGAUAGCUAUGAGAUUAUAAAACUGUUAUUAGACCGCGGCGCUGCUCUACCGGUACCUCAUGAUGUACGCUGUGGUUGCGAUGAAUGUGUUCGUUCACGUCGCGAGGACUCUCUACGGCAUUCUCGUUCACGUAUCAACGCAUAUCGGGCGCUGGCAUCUCCAUCAUUGAUUGCCCUGUCGUCUAAAGAUCCAAUACUUACGGCUUUUGAACUGUCCUGGGAGCUCCGACGGCUUUCUGCCCUAGAACAUGAAUUUAAAACGGAAUAUCAGGAGUUGCGGGUCCAAUGUCAAGAGUUUGCUACGGCGCUAUUAGACCACACUCGUACGUCUCAUGAAUUGGAAGUGCUUCUUAAUCAUGAAACGGGGUCACCACAGGCUCCUCUAGCUGAACCUGGCGCUCCGGAAAGAAUGCGAUUAUCUCGUCUUAAACUAGCCAUAAAAUUACGUCAAAAGAAGUUCGUGGCUCAUCCUAAUGUACAACAACUACUGGCUUCCAUUUGGUACGAGAGCGUGCCAGGUUUUCGUCGCAAAAACAUGCUGUUACAAGCAGCUGAAAUGGUUCGAAUAGGCGUUAUGUUUCCACUGUACUCGCUGGCCUACAUCGCCGCUCCUCACUCAACCGCCGGACGCACAUUAAGAAAACCUUUUAUCAAGUUCCUGUGUCAUUCGGCAAGCUACUUUAUGUUUUUAUUCCUGCUAAUACUCGCCUCACAACGUAUUGAGACAGCUGCAGCCGGAAUCCUUUGGGGUGAACCAGCGCAACACGCAGCGCCUCUGUCUCGACGUGGAGCGCCACCUUCUCUCGUCGAAUGGCUAAUACUGGCGUGGGUUAGCGGUCUCAUAUGGAGCGAAGUGAAACAACUUUGGGACAUGGGACUACGUGAAUAUGUACACGACAUGUGGAACGUUAUUGACUUCGUCACCAAUUCGCUUUACGUCGCCACGGUCGCGCUUCGCAUUGUAUCACAUUUUCAGGUUCGUAGAGAAAUGGGCUUAGGAUUGCAAUGGAAUCAACCCAGAGAGAAAUGGGACGCCUGGGAUCCUAUGUUGCUCUCUGAAGGCCUUUUCUCGGCUGCCAAUAUUUUUAGCAGCUUGAAGCUAGUGUAUAUCUUCAGUGUUAAUCCCCAUCUGGGUCCACUUCAAGUGUCUCUCAGCCGCAUGGUGCUCGAUAUACUAAAGUUUUUCGUUCUGGAUAUCCUCGUCAUUUUUGCUUUCUCAUGUGGUCUCAAUCAGUUGCUGUGGUAUUAUGCUGACAUGGAAAAGAAACGUUGUCCUACUGGUUCUCCUGUUGCUACCAACGGUACACUACCAGAUCCGGAUGCCUGUGUUGUAUGGAGACGUUUUGCUAACCUUUUUGAGACAAUGCAAACGCUUUUCUGGGCAGCCUUUGGAUUGGUGGACUUAGAUUCGUUUGAAUUAGACGGUAUUAAAAUAUUCACGCGUUUCUGGGGAAUGCUGAUGUUUGGAACCUACGCCGUUAUUAAUGUCAUCGUGCUGCUUAACUUAUUGAUCGCUAUGAUGAAUCACUCGUAUCAGUUGAUUUCGGAACGGGCGGACGUGGAGUGGAAAUUUGCACGUAGUAAACUAUGGAUCAGUUACUUUGAGGAAGGAGGGACAGCGCCGCCACCAUUUAAUGUUAUCCCAUCACCAAAGUCAGCGCUGUACACGUGGCGCUGGUUACAGCGUACCAUGUGUGGACACGCGCGCGCUAAACGUGAACACAUGAGAACAAUACGGAGAAAGGCGAAACAAGCGAAUGAGCGUGAUUUCCGUUAUCAGGCAAUAAUGCGUAACUUAGUUCGUCGUUACGUGACAGUCCAACAGCGACGUGCAGAGUGCGGUGGUGUCACUGAAGAUGAUGUUAACGAGAUCAAACAGGACGUGAGUGCUUUCCGCUGCGAACUUGUUGAAAUACUACGGAACUCCGGGAUGAACACCUCCACAGCGAAUGCUGGCGCACCGGGUCUUUCAGGUGGCGGUGGCGGUAAAAAGAACCGCCAGAAAGAACGGCGGUUAAUGAAAGGUUUUAACAUCGCACCUGGCGGGUCUCUAGCGCCCGUGGAUGAGUUUUUGGCGUCGCUUCACCAUGAACAUGGUGGUUCACAUGGGGCACACCACGCAUCGCUGUCAGCUCUGCUAGGAGGAAGGCUUAGGACAAGUCAAUCAAGCCUAUCAGAUGGAGCAGGAGGCGCGGGCGCCCAACGCCGUAAGCCCUCAUCACAUAAACGACGUUGGGGCACUAUCAUAGAAGCAGCUCGGGCUGCUCGUGUCUCUCGACUCAUUGGCCGCUCAAGGUCUGAGGACUCCGUAUGCGAUCAUGCUCGUCCUUCACCCAGUGGCAGCGAACGUUCUGACUCCGGCAGCGACUCACAACGUAGUCCAGAACGGGGCAGUAUACGAAGUGGCCCGCUACAUCCGUUAACAGCCCUCGCGGCACUGAAGCGGAAACGCAAGAAAUUUUCGGACUCACGACGAACUGCGGAAGGGGAGCGCCCAGUAGCUGGUGUGGCAGAGGCUCUUCAACGAGCCAGUUCAGUACCCGCACGGCCGCCUCCUAUCGCACCACCACGUGCUCCACGACCACCACCACCUACAGUGUCACCGUCCACUACCACAGAGAGUGUACAAGCUAAAGGUGGCAGUCGUGAACCGUUACUGGCUAGUCUCGACGAUGAUGCGCAAAAAGCAUGCGGACAAUGCGGCUACGAUGCAACAUCGGAGACUAGUCCAACGGCAGGUGGUGAACCAGCUGCUGAGGAGGAAGGUGGGGACGGUGCCACAUGUGGUCGGUGUGCGGCCCUCGCUCGCCUGGCUGGAGUGACACCACUUCAUGGACAUGCUCCUCACCACUCGGCUGGUUGGCUCUAG